This is a messenger RNA of Fusarium subglutinans, 2772 nucleotides long. RefSeq names its product spindle pole body component alp4. Gene Ontology annotation, cellular component: centrosome; mitotic spindle pole body; gamma-tubulin small complex. The transcript is spliced from 3 exons. The record is from RefSeq and is a predicted model, not a curated record. Lineage: Eukaryota; Fungi; Ascomycota; Sordariomycetes; Hypocreales; Nectriaceae. Bases 1 to 2772 code for a protein of 923 amino acids. Gene Ontology annotation, molecular function: gamma-tubulin binding; microtubule minus-end binding. Gene Ontology annotation, biological process: spindle assembly; microtubule nucleation; cytoplasmic microtubule organization.
AUGGCUUCCGGCGCACCACGAGCAUCGGGCCGAACCAGCGCCAACGAUUAUCGCGACGAAAGGCCCCGCGUAUCGACCAACCUCAAGGGCGAGCGCUCCGAUUCUCGCAAGGGUCCUCCUUCGACGACCCAGUCCACUUUCUCGAAUGUUCAUAAACGAUCCGCUUCAGGGAACCCGAGGGCAUCGAGUCGCAAUGAGGAGGAGCGGCGCUUUGAGACGAGGAGGGUGACGGAGCGUACUUUUGAAGCCCACCUCGAGCGUGCAGUCCCGAGAAAUACGAGUCCAGAGCGAUCACAUCGACGAAAUGCGCCUUCAGAGAGCAGAGCUACGUCUAAAGCACCUAGACAUGACACUCCUGAGGCUCGGCAGUCGAGAGCUGAGACUCCACUGGCACCAUGGAACCCCGAAGUAACCCUCCUACCACAUACAACAGCUCCUCUAGCCUCACGAAUAUCAAUACCUCCUCUAGCGUCGACCGUACCUCAAGCUCCUCAACCGAAACCUCUCGGCGAACUGAGCCUGGAGCUACAAGAAGCUGCCAUAGUGGAGGAUCUACUCUUUGUAUUCAUGGGAUAUGAAGGACAGUACAUCAGAUUCGCCAAAGGAUACAAUCCGAACGAGGAGAGAGACAGAUUAUCUGGACCAAGCUUCAGAACGUUGCCUGGUCUUGACCCGAGUCUGCAGGACCUGACACAGUCAAUGCUCAAGAUGGCAACAUAUUAUUCUGCCCUAGAAGCUUUUGUCGAUGUUCAAAGCCGAGAAGAGUUUGGCGCAGUGAACCACGCUCUUUGCGCAUCAAUACGCAAGUUUUUACACGACUAUCUAGUCAUGAUUGCACAGCUCGAGACGCAGUUCCUCACCAGCGACACUUUUACUGUUCAUGUGCUCAACAUUCAUACCAUGUCUACGAGCCAGAUGAUGUUACAGUUGUACUCACUGGCUCAUGAACUACUUAAAAAGAAUGCUCUUCUCGAUGAUGAAACCGAUGAAUCUGAAGAUAGUGCUGAUGAUUUCGAGAACAUCCUCGAGACACUUCGAGACGGGGGCGAGUUGGUACCAGGCAACAUGACAGGCAAGAAGAUUUGCAAAGGGGGCGUGGUUCUUGGUCUAAUCACAAAACGUCUCGAAUCUUUAUCCGGCGACCCUUCAGCUCGAGCGUUGUUGACGACGUUAUUGCGGGACGCCAGCAAACCUUACAUGGUUAUGCUCAACGAAUGGCUUCAUCAUGGUGGAAUUCAUGAUCCUCAUGCCGAGUUCCUCAUCAAGGAACAAAAGAGCAUUAAACGCGAGAGAUUGGAACAAGACUACACUGAUGAAUACUGGGAGAGAAGAUAUACAAUACGGGACCAUGAUGUUCCUCCACAACUCGAGGGUGUCAAGGACAAGGUUCUAUUAGCGGGCAAGUAUCUCAACGUUGUCCGCGAAUGUGGUGGCGUUGAUGUGAGCAAAGUCUCAAAAGACGCACCAGCUUCUUUUGACGACAACCGCUUCCUCGAAAACGUCAACAAUGCUUAUGCUCAUGCCAACGAAUCUCUCAUGCAACUCCUCCUCACAGCCCACUCUCUACCCGCUCGUCUACGCUCCCUCAAGCACUACUUCUUCCUCGACCCCUCAGACUACUUCUCCUAUUUCCUCGAGCUGGGCGCUUCAGAGUUGCGCAAACCCGUCAAGUCUGUCAACACCGGCAAGCUGCAAUCUUUACUGGAUCUUGUCCUGCGUCAGCCCGGCAGUCUUGUCUCUCUUGAUCCGUUCAAGGAGGAUGUCAAGGUCGAAAUGAAUGAGAUUGUUCUCACAAAGGCCCUGCAGCGUGUUGUCAAUAUCACGGGUAUCGAGCAGGGAGAGGCGCUCCAGCCUGUUGCUAACCAGCCUAUUGAGAACGAUAAGAACGCUGUUGGUUUCACAUCCCUGCAACUCGACUACUCCGUUCCUUUUCCUGUCUCGCUCGUCAUCAGCCGAAAGACAGUAUGGCGAUACCAAGCACUCUUCCGUUAUCUCCUUUCACUCCGCUAUCUUGAAUCGCAACUGUCGACUACAUGGCAAACGCAGACUCGGGGUAUCAGCUGGGCACACAAGGGUGCUUUGCGAAAACUCGAGAUCUGGAAGCGACGUGUUUGGACUCUUCGUGCGCGUAUGUUGGUAUUUGUACAACAGCUCCUCUACUUUUGUACGGCUGAAGUCAUCGAACCAAACUGGAACAAGUUCAUGUCGCGUCUAAAGACAAAGGAUGAGCCCGUGGACUCGAGCUUAGGGGCACCAACACGGACUGUCGAUGAGUUGAUGCAGGAUCAUGUCGACUUUUUGGAUACCUGCCUCAAGGAGUGCAUGCUCACCAACAGCAAGCUUUUGAGGAUCCACUCCAAACUCAUGCAGACAUGUACCAUCUUCGCUGCCUACACAAACUGGCUCACCCGUGAGCUCGAAAAGUCAGACCCAGAUCUUUCAGGCAACAACAAGCCCCCUACCAUGACAGCAGAUCAAUGGAAGCGCUUCCAGAUGACAAAGACGGUGCAACGUGGCUCAACAUCAGCUCAUCAUGACACCUCUGCUGCCUCGGCUGGUAAUGCCGAGGUAGAUGCUCGCAUUGACAAUCUGUUCGAGAUCAUUCGUAAAUGGGAGGGCAAUUUCAGUCGACAUCUGCAGAUCUUACUCGAUGCACUGAACCAUUAUGCUGCUACCGAGACAGUAGUCUUGUUGAGUCUAUGCGCGCGCUUGAGCACUGCGAAUCAGGGGACAGAGUAUGCUGGACUACGGCAGGAGGACGAGUCAACUUAG